Messenger RNA from Ciona intestinalis (vase tunicate), 736 nucleotides. RefSeq names its product putative pterin-4-alpha-carbinolamine dehydratase. Gene Ontology annotation, molecular function: 4-alpha-hydroxytetrahydrobiopterin dehydratase activity. Gene Ontology annotation, biological process: tetrahydrobiopterin biosynthetic process. NCBI's taxonomy places the organism in Eukaryota, Metazoa, Chordata, Ascidiacea, Phlebobranchia, Cionidae. The record is from RefSeq and is a predicted model, not a curated record.
AAUAUUAUGUGUUAAAGGUGUCCCAUCUUCCCCGACUUUACUAUAUGUUAACUGGCGUCGACAACGUCUCGGUUGAAUAUCCUGUCGUUGUCAAGAUGGUUGUUUAUUUUUCACUGGCUGGUGUGUUUGUUCAGACGGGCGUUUCCGCUUCACGAGGCAUACGCCAUCAUAACAAAACGCUUGAAGCACUAUCGCACUGUAAGCAGGUUUGCAGUGGUGUCUUACUUACCUCUUCGUACUUGUCGACCUCCCAGGUUAAACACAAAAGGAUUAAAAUGAGCCUCACCGAUGCACAAAGGGAAACUGAAUUGGCUCCUUUAAAAUCUGCUGGAUGGUCCAUGGUUAAGGAUAGAGAUGCAAUUUACAAGGAAUUUUUAUUUUCAAAUUUUAAUGAGUCUUUUGGCUUCAUGACUAGGGUUGCUUUAAAAGCCGAGACCAUGAAUCACCAUCCAGAAUGGUUCAACGUAUACAAUACGGUACAAAUCACAUUAAGUACACAUGAUGUUGGUGGUCUAUCAAUGCGAGAUGUUACUUUGGGAAAGUUCAUUGAAGAAGUUUUUAUAAAAAAAUAAUAUUAAUAAUAAAAAAUAAAACCAUGCAAGUGCAAUUAGUAAUACUGUUUAAUUAUUUUGCAAUAAUCAUCUACAUGUGUCUUUGCCUUUUGUAUCUUACUAAAGUGCAUGAUGAAUAUAAUACAUGUUAAAUGUACUGUUGUAAAGUGCUCUACAUGGAAAAA